CAGUUGGGAUUGUACAACGGACCACGGCGCCCGCGUAGGCAACGCCAUAGAUUUAAAAGUAAAAAUAAAAGAAAAACAAACUGGCCGCUUAUUUUUUUAAAAAGAAAAUUCCACGGACUGUUUUUGACAGUUGACAUUUGUCAUUUUUGAUUAUUCAGUGCUCGGGAAAUUUGUGGUGUGGAGUGUGCGAAUUUUUGUGUUGAAAUUUUUUAACUGUGCUCGUUGCGUAAUUUUUUUUCGAAACCAAAGUUCGGCUCUGUGUGUGUGGCAACAGCGGGCAGUCAACGCGCGUCGAUCCAACGCCGCAGCCGUCCCGCGCAAAUGCAUGUUGAAACUGUGAUGUUUUAAAAAUAUAUAAAAAAAAAAAAAAUAGUGUCAGAUUUGUUUUUUUUUUAAUAGUGCUGUGUCUGUGACAGUAAUAAUGCAAGGCCGUGACAAGUUGUGUGCGAAGUUGACAAGCGCCUUCUUGAGGAAAUGGUGGUUCGUGCUAGCUUCAGCGGUGGUCCUGCUACUGCUCGGCAUCAUAUGCGCUAUAUUCUUCGGCUCCUGGGUUCGAAUGUUCAUAGACCAUGAAUUGGUGCUCCGGCCCGGCUCGAUGACAUUCGAGUGGUGGGCGCGGCCUCCCGUGCGGCCCUUCAUCAGGGUGUUCGUGUACAACGUGACCAACGCCGACGAGUUCCUCAACAACGGCUCCAAGCCGGUGCUGGACGAACUUGGACCUUAUGUCUACUCGGAAGAGUGGGAGAAGGUGAACAUUACGGACAACGAGAACGGGACACUGUCUUUCCAUUAUAGACGGACGUACACGUUUCAGCCAGACUUGAGUUCCGGGCCAGACGACGAUGCUGUAGUUGUGCCUAAUAUCCCUAUGUUGAGCGCCACUUCGCAGUCGAAACACGCGGCGCGAUUUCUCCGACUGGCCAUGGCAUCCAUCAUGGAUAUCUUGAAGAUAAAGCCAUUCGUGGAGGUCUCUGUGGGCCAACUGCUCUGGGGAUAUGAGGACCCACUACUGAAGUUGGCCAAGGACGUGGUCCCGAAGGAACAGAAGCUGCCUUAUGAGGAGUUUGGCCUGUUUUACGGGAAAAACGGCACAGCGCCAGACGUGGUCACGAUGUUCACUGGCGCCAACGACAUCACAAAAUACGGCAUCGUCGAGAAGUACAACAUGAAGGACAACUUGGGGCACUGGGGGUCUGAGGAGUGCAACAGCAUUGCCGGCUCCGACGGGUCCAUCUUCCCCCCGCACAUCACCAGAAACGACACGCUUAAGAUCUAUGAUAAGGAUUUGUGCAGAGUUUUACCGCUUAGGUAUCUGCACGACGUGGAAUCUGCGGCGGGAGUCCAGGGCUUCAGGUUCACGCCCCCUGAAGACGUGUUUGCCAACGACGAGCACAACAGAUGUUUCUGUCCCGCCGGCCCGCCCUGCGCACCGAACGGAUUGUUCAACGUGUCCCUGUGUCAAUACGACUCGCCCAUAAUGUUGUCGUUCCCCCACUUCUACUUGGCGGACCCGAAGCUGCGCGAGGCUGUGGAGGGCAUCUCCCCGCCCGUUGCCGACGAGCACAGACUCUACAUUGACGUUCAACCGGAGAUGGGCACGGCGAUGCGCGCGCGCGCCCGCGUGCAGAUCAACCUGGCGGUGUCGCAGGUGCUGGACAUCAAACAGGUCGCCAACUUCCCCGACAUCGUGUUCCCCAUUCUGUGGUUUGAGGAGGGCAUCGACGAGCUGCCACAGCAGGUGUCGUCGCUGCUGCGGCUGGCGACGCGCGCGCCGCCGCUGGCGCGCGCCGCGCUGGGCUGGGGGCUGAGUGCGCUCGGCGCGCUGCUGCUGCUGCUCGCCGUCACCUGCCUCAUCAGAUCGUCCCAUCGCCAAAGCACGUUGAGGUUGGAAGGUCACGCUGUCGCCAAGCCGCCCCCAGCCAAGCUACCCUCCAAAGAAAAUGGCUACGAAUUGAACAGCAGAAGGUAACCGGGUCAUUUGUACCGUGUACCACGUGUGGUACACGUACCGAAAUGUCAAUUUGUACCGUGUACCAUUUAUGAGACUUGUUAUUUACCUGUUUGUAAAUGUGUGUCUUGUGUAAAAAUUUAAACUGAUGAUUUCACGUAGAAAAAAUGUUGGCGGCCGGCGGUUUUGAGAACUUAGUCCUUUUUGUUUGAAGUUUAAUAACAUUUUUGAUAAUUCGUCAAAAAAUAUGUUUCUACACAGAUAAUAUGAUCAAAUUGUUUUAUAGUUUAUUUUUUAGAACGAGUGAAAAUUAUUCGUCUAUUGGUCCCUUGUUUUUACUAAAAUAAAUUAUAAUUUGUUAUCACAGGAGUAAAUUUCGCCAAUCGAAAAACUCUUUAUAAUUUGUGUCAUAUUUGGUACACGGGCUUGGAGUGAAUAUGUUUAACUUUUGCGAAAUAUGAAUGUAAUAAAUAUAAACAAAUUAACAUACCAUGUGGUAUCACGUGGUACAUGAUUUAAUAUGUCAUCAUUUAGACCAUAGAUACAUUACACCAUACAUAAUUAUAGGUACGGUGUAAUUUUAUAUUCAUAAUUUCAUUUGUAUUAGACUAAUGGUAUUCAAUGUUUUGGACGUAGGAUGAUGGACCGUUUUACAAAUCGAAUCUCAAUUUAGAUACCACUGGUUUGAUAAAUAUGAAUUGAAUAAAAUAUUUUAUCACACUUCACUCUAUUCUUUGAAGUAGUAAUUUAAGUUUUGCUCAUAGGAAUCAAUCCGUCCAAAUUAUGUAACCAAGUAGAUGUUUUUUUUUUUUAGCAACUAUUGAAGCUUACAUUUUUUUUUGUCAUGAUUAAUCUGGUCAAGUUAUUAAUUUUAGUCACCUUGAAAUAAAAAAUGUACCAACACAUUUCAAACUUAUUUCUGAAACAAUAAAUUUUCUUUAAUUACCUUUUUUCUUUCUAUUUUAUUGUAAAAUCAAGUUGAAUAUUAUAAUUUUGUACUUAAAUAAAGUUGAUCGAUGUGUAAUUUGGCAAUAACUUGAUUUUUAUUAUUGUAAUUUGCUAUUAAUCUUACCAACAAAAUGUGAUACGAAUCUUCCACGAAAUUUUAUAUUUUUGAACAAAUUAUCUUAUUUUACCAAUAUUAUUGACAUUAAAGUGUUUUUUUUUAUAUAAAAAAAAAAGAAAAUUAAUCGUAAUUAUAAAAAUAUGUGAUAUUUUGUUGAUCAAAACUACUAUUUAAUACUUUUUUUUUACUUUAGGCUUUUUUAUACUUUUUUAAUGAAACACUCAUCAUAAAGACUCCAAUUUCUGCAUAAUGGAUUCACAUUUUUUUCAAGGGGAGAUAUUAAUUGGGCAUAUUAUGAAUUCAUAAAAUGCAUAGGUACAAUGUUUAGGUAAUUUCUCUGUUGAUGAAAAUCAGUAAUAUAUUUUUUUCAACAUUGACCAUAUCUACAAUAAUUUUCAUAAAUAGUUUUGAUCAAUGAAAUAUAGAUUUAUUAUUAUUUUUUAAAUAUGACUGUCCACUGUAAAUAUUAUUGUUAUUCUUAUUCUACGGGCUUCGGGUUGCCAUUUAACGGUAGGGCAAUACUAAAUACUAUUUAACACCGGCCAAAGUAUACAAUUAGUUCAAGUAAAUGUAUUCAUCCAUAUAUCCACUAUCUCACAAAAGCUUUUGAAUAGUAAAGGAGAUUUAAAUCCGUGUUAAAGUUAUUAAAAAAAAAAAAGAGACAAAUGUUUUCCCUUUUUCAAUACAAGUUCAAAAAAUAAGAACUUAUACUUUGUUAAAUAAAAACCAUAUCAGUAUAUCAUAUUAAUACAUUUUUUUUUCGUAAUUUCUAACGCUUUGGUCGGUCAUAUGGAAUCUCUUGUUCAUCUAACCUUAAAUACUAGUCUAAAUGGGCUCCUUAACACAGGUGUAUUAAAGCAGCUUAUUCUUUGAAAUCGUCGUAUUAACAAAGACACAUAUCAUAAUUUAAAUUUCGUAAUUAUUUAUUAUAUUACACAAUAUAUUUUUGAAAAAAAAAUAGCGUUUUCAUACGACAUAUAAUUUGCUAUAAUAAAUUCUAAGAUAUAAUAUAUAUUUUAAAGCUAUCCCUUUAUUCUUUAUAGUUCAGAUUGAAUCUAAAAAUCAAAUAGCUCCCGAUUUGUACGACGGUUUCAAAUUAUAUAUAUAUUUUAUAUUUUACGGUAUAUAAAAAUUAAUUAAUAAUUAAUAGACGAUUAAUAGUUACUAUUUGAAGGGUACGUUAAGAUGUUCGUGAUUACAAAAAUAUUAUAUCCAUUUGUUUUAUUAAAUUUCGCGUUAAUUGCCUAUUCUGUCCAUCACGGUUACAUUAUAAUUAUCACAAAUUCUCUUUUUAUUGUUUUAAGUCAUAUUUUACAUGUGAAUUCUUUUUUUAUUAUUAUUAUUAUCAUUUAGGUACUUUUAUUUUUUUAGUGUAAAAGAAUUUUUGUAAUCAUGCGCGCUCAUCGUAGGUGCAUUAUGGUGACAACACCGUCAAGGGAGCCAAAUAUAAUGUAUCCAAAAACAACUGGCAAGGGGCAUGUUGGGAUUAAAUAUAUUAUUUUAAGGUGCUCAUUUUUGUGUCUAUAGACUCUAGUAUUCCCAUUAAAAAAAUCUAUAUACGUAAUUCUAUUGAAAUAAAUUGAAAAACAAAGGAUAUUAAUUAGAUAUUACAUUUUGAUAGCAAACGUCUAUUACAAUAUUGACUCUUCCUCUGGACUGAGAUCCUGUUGAUAUUCAGUUGUUCUAUUUGUUCGAGGAUUGAAGGGAAUUAAAAAAAAAGUAAUUAUCACUUUUUUAUUGCAAUAGUUUAUAAUAUUGAAGGUAUUUGUCCUGAAAUGAAACAUAAAUUUAGUAUAAGAGCGUAAGGUGCUAAUAGAUACACCAAUAUAUUUUGUCUUAUAUUGAGAAACUUCACCGAAUAUAUUUCUUUAUCAGAGAACAAUAUUUUCUAUGUGUGCUGCCCUUGUCCAGAUUGUUAUUUAAGUAGUUAAUAUACAAAUGUCACAAUGCUUAUAUUUUUAUAAUUAUACAUCAAUCUUAUACAUUAUAUACCUAUUAAAUAGGUAAAUACCCAAACGAAUUUUACAGAAUAGAUUCUCAUAAUGUAACGUAAUUAUUUUAAUGUGCAACGAAAAAACGGUGUUCAUAUUGGGCAAUUUUUUUAUCAAUUUUAGUUUAAUCAUAUAUUGGCCAAGUAUGUAUAAAUGUUUUGUAGACAAAAAUGUAAUCGUUUUCGGUUCAGUGAUCACGCAAAGAAAUGUAUAAAAAUAGCUAUAUGUUUUAAUAUCACGUUGAAUAUUUUAGUGGAUAUGAUUAUUUAAUGUAAUCCGGUUAAAUUAAGUAGGGUUGUGUUUUCUACAAUUUCGUAAUAGCAUAUUUAUCGGCAAAUUGUUUGUUCUGUGUGUGAUCACUGAAACAAUUUUCUUGCGUUGUGUUAAGUUAUUAUUAGAUAUACGGUAUUAGUAAACGAACUCUUGAGAUUGUAUAAAUGACAUUUUGCUCAAACAAGCGACCGACGUCACCGGGUAAAGUUAAAUUAUCUGUAAAUAUUGAGUAAAGGUGUAAGUUAUGUAA
Molecule: messenger RNA, 5528 nt
Organism: Plodia interpunctella (Indianmeal moth)
Lineage: Eukaryota; Metazoa; Arthropoda; Insecta; Lepidoptera; Pyralidae
Gene: emp
Product: epithelial membrane protein
Exons: 12
Coding region: 422-1969 (515 amino acids)
Cellular component (GO): membrane; lysosome; cytoplasm
Molecular function (GO): scavenger receptor activity
Source: RefSeq, a predicted model, not a curated record